Molecule: messenger RNA, 2211 nt
Organism: Epithele typhae
Lineage: Eukaryota; Fungi; Basidiomycota; Agaricomycetes; Polyporales; Epitheliaceae
Product: RdRP-domain-containing protein
Exons: 10
Coding region: 1-2211 (736 amino acids)
Biological process (GO): siRNA processing
Cellular component (GO): nuclear RNA-directed RNA polymerase complex
Molecular function (GO): RNA-directed RNA polymerase activity
Source: RefSeq, a predicted model, not a curated record
AUGCUUGUGAAAGACCAUAGCUUUAUCUAUACAGGACGGACCUCAGACGGACAAACUAUACACCAUGUCGAAAAGCAGAGGCAUCCUGCGUCACGCGCGACGCGUCUGGUAGAUGACUCCGAGCGUUUCUUCUUACUCUCCGUGUCCAAACGUGCAGAAGACGGGCCUCUGCGUCCAGAACUACGGCGCAUGGUCCAUGAGGGAAUUGAAGUCAGUGGGAUCUCGUACCGCUUUCUCGGUUUCACGGACUCACAAGUGAAGACCGGGAGGCUCAUGUUCUUCCACGAGGACGAAGAAUGGACCGUGGAUCGCCUGUUAUCUGCUUUCGGAGAUCUGCCUGGCGUGUACCUGAAGUCCGGAUACGGCAAAUAUUCCGCGCGCCUUGGCCUGUCCUUCUCAUCCACGGUGCAGUCACUUGAUGUUCCCCAUAAUUUCGCGCUCGAGAUCCCUGAUCUCGUGGCUGCAGACGGCUCUCUCCACAGCGAUGGGUGCGGUAUGAUCCGGGACAGUUUUGCGGCGCAGGUGUGCGCGCACCACGGGCUACCGCCUGACGCAACGGUAUUCCAAAUCCGUCGAGGGGGGAUCAAAGGACUUCUGGUCCGCUAUCCCGACAGCAAAUUCGACAACUUCACCGGCCGCUCGCGACCUCGCACCCGUGCCAGCGCCAGCACCCAGCCUGUCAUCGCUUACCGCCCGUCGAUGUACAAGUACGCCGGAGGUCCCACGUGCCUUGAGCUGAACCAGUACAACGCUGCUCCCGGCGCGGCGCGGCUCAACGUACAGUUCAUGGUGCUCCUGCUUACCCUCAGAGUGCCUGUUCCAGUAUUCGAACGCCUUGUACAAGACCAGCUCGAUCUCAUUGGGUGCAUCCUGACGAACCGAGAGAAAGCGCUCGACUACAUCCGCGGGGAGCUCGACUCGGGGAUCGAAGACGGCUUCAUGCAGGGCUUGUACGCGAUGCUCCUCGCCCGACAGGAGCUGACGGAGCCUCAAUUGCAGUCACGCCUGCGGACUUACCAGAGAACGCAGUACAAUAAUCUCCGGGAAAAGCUGAGCAUCCGCAUCCCGGAGUCGUGUUAUGUGUUUGGAGUCGUCGAUGAGGAUGGCGUUCUCGGCCCAGACGAGGUCUACAUUAACCUUCCGUCUCGGAACGGAGUGCUCGUUCGUGAGGUGGUCGUCGGGCGGAGCCCGGCACAUCACCCUGGCGUUGCAGAUAUUCGGAAGUUCCGCGCGGUGGAUCGCCCCUCUCUCAGGCAUCACCGCAACUGCAUCGUGUUUUCGUCGACCGCCCCGCACUCCGUUCCCGAUUCGAUGUCCUCUGGCGACCUCGACGGAGAUCUUUACUUCGUGACGUGGAACCAGUCUCUUAUCCCCCCAGAUCAGGCCGCACCCUUCGAGCGCACGAGCACCACAGCCACAGCUCCUACAUCACGACGCCAAAUCUCGAACAUGGCGCAAGACGCGGUGGACACGUUCAUGCAGCUGAAGUUCAAUACACUUCUGGGCUCGAUCUCGAAAACGUGGUCGGACAACGUCGAUAAGACACCGGAUCUUGCAAAGAGCGCAUACGCACUAGGCCUGGUGCCGCUGAUCGAGUCUGCGUUGGACAUCAUGAAGUCCGGAGAGGAUUACAAGCAGCUCAAGCGUCGCUUCAAAGGGCUAGGACAGCCUCCUCGGCCCCCCGCAGGUUUCGUCGGCCCCAUCCGAUCCCUGCGCGACAUGAUUCCUCUGGGCGAGCAAAACGAUCACCAAGUCAUCGACGCCUCCAAAUGCGAUCCGGCGCUCAUCGUGCGCAGCGAGGACACGACUCUCUGGUUACGCCACAACACGGAGGCGGUCCGGGUCAUGAUAGCCUUCAACCAGGAGCUGUCGCGCGCGAUCGCCUCACAGGAAUGUCAAGCUAUGCUGAGACAAGUGUCAGCUGCCACGGACUACGAGUCAUCGUCGUCUCGGCAUGACCACUUCAAUAAUUCCAGUCCGUCUAAGCCCCCAGAUGUCGUGACGCGAAAGUUCAAAGACAAGUACUUCGGAGGUGGAUCCCGGAAAGAGCAGAGCGAGCAACGGAUGCGUGCAUCAGCCUGGUACCAUUACGGCUACACUCAAGGCAAACCCGCUUUCGCGUGGCUUGGUGAACGCUACCUAAACGAGAUCAAAGCCUGUUUGUAUGACUCGGCUCGCAAGAUUCGUCCUUGCUCACUGGAGUACUCUUAG